AGAGCAGGUUUGUCUUUCGUAGGGAGCUGCUGAGACUUGAGGCCUGUAAGGGAUACUUCCUUUUCUUCGUGAAGUGGUAAUCCCGUUUGAACCGUACAAAGAUUGUCAACGUUUUGCACAGGAUUUUGCAGACGCAUACGCGUUCUUUAUUAUAGUUAUGAUGCACUUGUCAACUCGAGCACUGUUUGCACUGUUUGCAGCCUCGCUAACUUAUACAAUUCUUCUCAAAGAUCAACGAUACCCGUCCUACAUUCUUACGGCGAAUACCCCCUGCAUAGCUAAUGGAAGCUUCAGACAUCCCAGUAACUGUUCUUGGUUCUACAAGUGUGAGAACAACAUGGUUAAGGGGUACUACCAAAAGCAGUUCUUUGAGUGCGCCCCGGGCACUGUGUUCGAUGAUGCCCUAGACAUCUGUAUUCCCAAGUCGGCUGGUGGCCAAGCCUGUGGUCAAGUGACCAUCCAGGAAAGUGCCGAUUGCAAGAGACUCUCAUCUUCUCCACAAGGCUACUGUUACCCCAGUGCACCUUGCGUCGGUAAUAGAACUACCAGUGGUAUGUGUCAUUACCGAGUAGUCUGCGGAGAAAACCCAGGGAUUGUUUACUGCGACAUGAUUAUCUCGAAUGCAGGGCAUCAGUGCAAAAACAGAUCCAAUGAUGUCUGUGAACACUUUAAGAAACAACCCAUAAGAUUUUGAAGUGUUUCUCACCCUUCAAGAUAAGUAAGCUCAGAAAAUUGAUUUGAAAGAAAGUAAACUUGUAUCCCAUUUUGCCGAGAUAAUUAUUGUUUACUUUCUUAUUCCAGGAAAAACGUGACUAUAACUUUGCCUCAAUGACAAUUUGUAAGCAUCUUUAGAAAGUAGUACUAUCAGAUUAUAUUAUUAUUCUCCUUUCCUACCGUUAUCCCUACAUUAAGGGGUCGGUUGCCUGAUGCGCCUUCUCCUCCACUGUCUUCUAUCAAAGUACUAUCAGAUUAUGUAGUAUAUAUAUAUUUUGUGGGUACUCCAUAUUUUGUUGUUAACAUUUGAGUAAAUUCCUGAAAAUGUUGUGCAUGCCCGUAGAGUAGUUCAUGAGAAGCUUACCAUAAUUUUAUUUAUCUUGCCUGACACAGUAUUCUGUUCUGUCUUCCUUUUCUCACACCUACAUUGCAGGCUUGAUUGAAGAGUAUGCAGUAUCCCUUCUGCCGAUAGCUACACCCACUGUCAUCUUGUUACAUGCCUUCCAUUCCUGCUUCCUUUUCCUUAUCUUGCCUUCCAGUUUCUCCAUUUUGUUCAUUUUCUUGAUCUCUGUAUCUUUUUGCCUAACUGCACUCCAGUUUCCUCAUUUCAGCCAUAAACGCUGAAUGGGUGAAGGUUUCCUGGUAUUUAGGUUUAUAGCUUACAUUUUGUUAUUCAUUUAACUUUUCAUCAGUUCCAUUUCAAUUUAUUUUGCAGCUACUUUUUGUUUGGCUCAAAUUUUUAUCCGUCGAAUGAACACAUCUUCCAGCUAGCCCUGUGAGAGCUCAGAAAAAGGGACUUGGUUGUCUGGUUGAAUUAUUACUAAAUAAUGAUGAUAACAUAGGCAGUUUUCUGGGUCUCUUUUUCUGAAAGGUGGUGGAAUCUUUUCAUAAAUUUUCGUGGUGGCUUGAGACAGGCUUUUAGUUUACCAUUUUAGAAACCUUAGAAAAUUUAUCAGGGUUGCUGUUAUUAUGUAGUUACCAAUGUUAUACUUGUGUAUUGUUUUUGUAAUUGAAUAUUUGUAUUUUGGCAUUUUUAUUGCUGCAACCAUUAAAUUGGUAAUUUUUUUUAUUCUUUGUGAUUGUAGUUUUAAAAAAGUUGUGUUUUGUAGUUUAGAUAGCUACAGUAAUUUAUAAAGCUUGGAUAAAUUAUAAUAAACCUGGUUUUAAACAAGAAAGGUAAUUUUGGA
Macrobrachium nipponense is the source of this 1901-nucleotide messenger RNA. RefSeq lists its product as uncharacterized. Gene Ontology annotation, molecular function: chitin binding. The record is from RefSeq and is a predicted model, not a curated record. NCBI's taxonomy places the organism in Eukaryota, Metazoa, Arthropoda, Malacostraca, Decapoda, Palaemonidae. The transcript is spliced from 7 exons. Gene Ontology annotation, cellular component: extracellular region. Bases 158 to 694 code for a protein of 178 amino acids.